This is a messenger RNA of Styela clava, 1465 nucleotides long. NCBI's taxonomy places the organism in Eukaryota, Metazoa, Chordata, Ascidiacea, Stolidobranchia, Styelidae. The record is from RefSeq and is a predicted model, not a curated record.
AUGAUGCUUGUUCGACUUUUGUUUUUUUUCGCACUUUGUGCAUUGGCGCUCGGCAACUACUAUCAACCGAAAAAGUGCUACGUGAAAAAGGUUAGUCCCAAGUACUACAGCGACUACCGUUAUAGCCAAAAAUAUACAUAUGGACAUGGUACAAACAAACCACACGGAAAAUAUUGCCGAAGUUCACAUUUCGCGCCCGCAAAUGGAAGAUAUUGUCCAAAUCACAAACAUUAUCCUGGGUAUUAUUACAAAUCUUGCCCCGACCAAUUGUGUUAUACUGCUUUGUUCUUCGCAACCAGCAGAUGUCAUGGCAAUGUGAAGCUAUCUAAAGCGUUCUACUAUAGAGCAAAAGAAUGCAACUAUUAUUAUGGAAAAUCUUGCCAAACUUUUGGUUUCAAUCGUCAACCACACGGCAGAUAUAAACGAGGCUCAGGUAGCUAUGAAUCGGAUUCAUUCCCCCAUGGAUCGAAUUCAGCCAGCUAUGAACCGUCAUCAGUUCCCCAUGGAUCGAAUUCAGGUAGCUAUGAACCGUCAUCAGUUCCCCAUGGAUCGAAUUCCGGUAGCUAUAAACCGUCAUCAGUUCCCCAUGGAUCGAAUUCAGGUAGCUAUGAACCGUCAUCAGUUCCCCAUGGAUCGAAUUCGGGUAGCUAUGAACCGUCAUCAGUUCCCCAUGGAUCGAAUUCAGGUAGCUAUGAACCGUCAUCAGUUCCCCAUGGAUCGAAUUCAGGUAGCUAUGAACCGUCAUCAGUUCCCCAUGGAUCGAAUUCAGGUAGCUAUGAACCGUCAUCAGUUCCCCAUGGAUCGAAUUCAGGUAGCUAUGAACCGUCAUCAGUUCCCCAUGGAUCGAAUUCGGGUAGCUAUGAACCGUCAUCAGUUCCCCAUGGAUCGAAUUCGGGUAGCUAUGAACCGUCAUCAUACCCCCAUGGAUCGAAUUCAGGUAGCUAUGGACGGUCAUCAGUUCCCCAUGGAUCGUCAUCAGUUCCCCAUGGAUCGAGUUCAGGUAGCUAUGGACCGUCAUCAGUUCCCCAUGGAUAUCCUGGUAGUAAAUGCUAUUGUUAUACAAGAAAGUGCACAUAUAAGUUUGUAGCAUGCUAUGAACACGAAGGCCACCACUACGAGGACACCGUAAAAGUACAGGUGCCUUGCGGAUGUUCCUGCUACAAAGGAUCCAACCACUGGAGAUAGAUUCUAUAUCAUCACAAUUCAAUACUAUGAAACUGGAAAAUAUAUUGAAAAAAAAUUUGAUAAAAACCAAUUAUGUAUUUUUUCAUGAGAGCUUUAGUAUUAUCAUCACCUAUUACUAAUUCAUGCAUAUGAUUAAAAUGAUUUUAAGAUUUCGAAGAUUCGUUCAUUGCCUCUGCUUGCUAUAUUGUAUUUGAAUGGAUAAUAUUUAUCAGGAUGAUAGUCUAACGUAACGUUUUUAUUGUCGACAUAUUGAAUAACUCAGUAUUAACAAGUGCAAGUG